AUGCACGAUAAGUACGACGUGGUUAUCAUCGGGGCUGGUCCCGCUGGUCUCACCGCAGCAGCUUGGAUGUCCGUUUCUGGGAUCAAGACCCUCCUCGUCGACAAAAAUUCUUCACCUCCAAAGUCGGGGCACGCAGAUGGCAUCGAAUGUCGAACUUUUGAAGUGCUUGAAACGUUUGGUCUUGUGGAUGCUGCGUGGAAAGAGUCAAACAAGACUGUUGAGAUAGCAUACUGGAACGACCAGGGUGGUUCAAUUUGUCGAGUAUUUACACGGCCGAAUAUGAUCAAUGGGGGUGAAUACCAUUCAUCGUAUGCUGAGUCAACGUUAGCCCAGGGUCGUGUUCAACAACUGUUUCUGGACUUUAUCGAAUCUCACAAAAAUGUCACCGUCCUGAGACCUUACGAGCCACAUAGCUUGAGAUUUAUCACCAGGGGAGGUAGUUCAGUGGAUGACUAUCCGAUUCAACUGGAGAUAGCUCGCUGCGGCGGUAAAUACUCCAACAAGGACGAGGGACAUGAGCCGAUGCAAGGACCAUUGAGCAUUAUCCAAGCUCGCUACUUGCUUGGUUGCGAUGGGUCCCAUAGCUGGGUCCGCAAACAAUGCGAUUUGAAGCUCGAAGGCGAAAGUGCGAACGAGCAUUGGGGGGUGAUUGACUGCAUCCCUAUUACCAAUUUUCCUGACGUCAGAAAGCGAUGCGUUAUACACUCUACCUCGGGAAGUGCCAUGCUGAUACCUCGAGAGCGCCGUAUGGUCAGGUUUUAUGUUCAAUUAUCGUCAUCUUCCCGAGAACUAGACCAGAAGAAACAGACCAGCAUUAUCAUAGACAAAGUUACUCAAAUUCUCAAACCGUACUAUUUCUCUUGCUCAAUAAUCGAUUGGGCCAGUGUCUAUUCACAUGUCGGGCAACGGCUUUGUCGGCAAUACUCUUUCCGCGAUCGCGUAUUUCUUGCUGGCGAUGCAGUUCAUACGCACACACCAAAAGCCGGAAAAGGUAUGAACACAAGUAUGCAGGAUGCUUUCAAUAUCGGAUGGAAGAUCUCUUCUGUAGUGCUCGGGUCUGCAACGCCUGCUAUUCUUGAGACAUAUCAGCAAGAAAGGCUACCUGUGGGACAAGCACUUCUUGAUUUCGACAAAAGGAUUUACAGAAUGGUGUCCCUCAAGCCAGAUGAUCAAGAUUGCGAAGCCAUGAAGCAAACAAUCCAAGAAGAAAACUCGUCUGCUUCGGGCCUGGGGGUCAUCUAUCGACCAAAUCUUCUCGUGCAUGAGACUCAGAUUAAUGAUCUAGAUUCCGAUCGGGCUCUAAGAGCAGGUUCCAGGUUCCCAGACAUGAUGGUCGUGAAUCACAGUGAUGGCCGCCCAUGGCGCAUGCACGAGGUCCUAAACAAAGCUGGUCGAUGGAAUUUACUCAUUCUUGGCGGAAAUGUGUCCAAAAAGAGUCAGAUGGGCCGUGUCCACAAGAUUGCGGAGAGCCUAUCUCGAUCUAGCUCUCUUGUGGGGAAGAUCAAUCGAGCAUCGAGAGGCUGCGGUUUCUCCAGCAUCGAGCUCACUCUCAUCCACUGCGCAUCGCGUGACAUUGUUGAGUUGGAUGAUCUUCCGAGGAUCUUCACGCCGAGUCAGGGUCCAAUGGGAAUCGACUAUACGAAGAUAUUUGUGGACACGGCAUCUCACACUGGACUUGGUGGUAUGGUGUAUCGGGACUUGGCCAUCCCUAAAACGGGCUGCAUCAUGUUGAUCCGACCGGAUCAGCACGUUGCCUUUCGUGGUGGGCUGGAAAGUGUCUCAGAGAUGGACCACUUUCUGGCAAAAUUCUGGCUUUGUAACUAG
This is a messenger RNA of Fusarium mangiferae, 1824 nucleotides long. Its product is annotated as putative phenol 2-monooxygenase. Gene Ontology annotation, molecular function: FAD binding. The transcript has 5 exons. Bases 1 to 1824 code for a protein of 607 amino acids. Lineage: Eukaryota; Fungi; Ascomycota; Sordariomycetes; Hypocreales; Nectriaceae. The record is from RefSeq and is a predicted model, not a curated record.